CUCACGGCACCCGCGCGUCGUCUUUGGUCUCCGUUGCCAUGCCAACGGCGCGGUCACGUGGAGCCAUUCGUCUCUUCCGCUAAGAGGCAGCUUGCUCGCCACUCUGCCAUGGUCAUGGCGUGACUAAUUUGUGGUCGCGAGGAGACGCAGCGCGUGAGACGCAAGAAUUUGAGUCUUUGGUCGUCAGCGUCGUCACAUCGAGGAAACAUGGCGGAACUCUACGCCUUUCUUGCUGACGAAGGGGUCAGCGACAGCGAAUCUUCGCGACAUUUUCGUGAACACCGCGAUGCCUUCGACAGCAGUGUGACAGAAGAGGAGUUCAUCGGCCAUUUUCGGUUAUCGAAGGCUGCUGCCCGGGAGGUGUGCGACGCCGUUGCUGAUGACUUACGCCGAUCCCAGCAGUGGCGCAGCACAACUCUGUCGGUGGAGCAGAGGGUCCUGAUGGCGCUCAGAUUUUAUGCAACAGGAGCAUUCCUGGACAACAUCGCCAGUGAUGAAUUCAUCGCCACUACAAAGCGCCCGGUCUCCGAGGCUAUCCAUGCUGUCAGCCUAGCCAUAAUAAAAAAUUUGGGACAGAGAUAUCUGAAGUUCCCGGCAUCCACAGAAGAGAAGGUGGCCAUCAAACGGGACUUCUAUGCCAUAGCAGGGAUACCCGGAUGCCUUGGUGCAAUUGACGGUACUGCAAUAGCCAUCAUCGCCCCGAGUCGCAGUGACCCCCGCUUUGUUGAUGGGAAUUAUUAUUCCCACAAGGGAUACCAUGCCCUCAACGUGCUAGGGAUCUGUGAUGCCAAUCGCAGAUUUCUCCACAUUGACGCCACGUACCCAGGGAGCUGCCACGACUCCUCAGUGUGGAGCAUGUGUGAAGUCCGUCUGCGAGCACCGACGACAUUUGCUGAGGGCGAGUGGCUGUUAGGAGAUCUGGGGUACCCUCUUGAACCGUGGCUCUUGACUCCUGUUCGUUCUCCUGCAACACAGAAGGACCAGGCAUACAACAAAGCCCACUGCAAGACCCGGGUUCGAAUUGAAAAGUGUUUUGGAGUUUUGAAGAUGCGCUUCCGCUGUCUGCAUCGCUACAGGACCUUGCACUUUGCACCUGACAGGGCAUGCAAUAUUAUCACUGCAUGUGCAGUUUUGCAUAAUAUGUGCAUUGACUACAAUUUGCAAGAUCCUGAACACGAAGAUGAAGGCUCCGAUCCCGAUCCUCCUGCUGCUCCCGAGGAUGAAUGGGAUGAUGUAGAGAGCAGUGCAUCACUGACUGCUCAGGCAGUGCACCGCAGGCAACAAGCUGUUAACACAUAUUUUUAA
This is a messenger RNA of Ornithodoros turicata, 1305 nucleotides long. RefSeq names its product putative nuclease HARBI1. Bases 208 to 1305 code for a protein of 365 amino acids. Lineage: Eukaryota; Metazoa; Arthropoda; Arachnida; Ixodida; Argasidae. The record is from RefSeq and is a predicted model, not a curated record. The transcript has 5 exons.